AUGGAAAAUUUUAUCGAGCAUUUUCAAUGCUCUAUUUGCAUAGAAAUUUGCAGCAAGGCAGUUGAAUCUUCUUGUUGCGCUUCAAUCUUUUGCGAAGAAUGCACCCCAAGCCUCCAGUCCUGCCCAAACUGCCGAUUUAAACAUCCACAAUUUCAUCCUAAUAAAGCACUUCGAAGAAUUAUUGGAUUUUUACCAUGGACUUGCGAAUUUUGUGAGUAUCGCACAGAAAACAAUAACUCAGAAGACCACCUGAAAAAGUGCAUAAAAGUCCCUGCUCUAUGCAAAUAUUGUAGUGCUUCGUUUAUAAGGCAAAAUCUAUUGGAUCAUUAUAUAGAUGCACAUCAAAAUGAAAUAAUUAAAGAUUUUGAUAAAAAGUCUGAAAAUAAUACUCAAACAGAAGAUAAAAGGAUUGAAGAUCAGGUAAAUGCAAAGGGAAGAAUAGCUAAAAUUGGCAGAACUGGCAAGUUUUAUUGUGGAGGAAAUUUAGGAGCAAGCUGUGUUUGCUGCAAUGGAUUCUGCGGUCCUAAUUCAGGGUGCAACUGCGCUUCAUGCAUGACUUUGGAUAUUCAAGCAAGAAGACUUCCAAAAGGCUAUUUAGUUAAUUCUAAAGGAAUGAUUGCAAAGAUUGGUACGACAGGGAAAAUAUAUUGCGGAUGUCAAGUUAUGAAAGGAGUACCACACUGCGAUGGAUGGUGUGGACCUAAUGAUGGCCCAAAUUGUGGAGCAUGCCAAGCUCUUGAAAGAAAUUGGAAUGGCAGAUAUAGAGAAAUAACCUCUAGGUGGGCAUAA
Blepharisma stoltei is the source of this 789-nucleotide messenger RNA. Lineage: Eukaryota; Ciliophora; Heterotrichea; Heterotrichida; Blepharismidae. The record is from the annotation of a GenBank genome assembly.